Messenger RNA from Myzus persicae (green peach aphid), 1411 nucleotides. RefSeq names its product dnaJ homolog subfamily C member 17. Gene Ontology annotation, cellular component: spliceosomal complex. Gene Ontology annotation, biological process: spliceosomal complex disassembly. Gene Ontology annotation, molecular function: RNA binding. Lineage: Eukaryota; Metazoa; Arthropoda; Insecta; Hemiptera; Aphididae. The record is from RefSeq and is a predicted model, not a curated record. The coding region runs from base 179 to 1096 and encodes 305 amino acids. The transcript is spliced from 7 exons.
AUCAAUUAUCAUGAUAUAAGUUAAUAUAGUUACAAUUUACAAAACGUACUAAACUAAACGUAGUUAUACGUUGUUUAUAACUCGGCUCAUAACUCAUAAAGUUAUAACAUAUAAUAUAUUUCUAUAGUAUUUUGUACCUACUUGUUGUUAUAGAAUUCAUAAACCAUAUUUUUUUAAGAUGGAUUCUGAUUUGAAAGAUUUAGAUCUUUAUGGAAUACUUGAGAUCCAACAGUCGGCUACUGAAAAGGAGAUUAAAACAGCAUAUCGAAAGAAAGCUCUACAAUGCCAUCCAGAUAAAAAUCCCGAUAAUCCCAAAGCAGCUCAAUUGUUCUUGCAGUUAUCUAAAAUUUUAACUAUUCUUACAGACACAGCAGCACGAUCAGCUUAUGACAAGUUAGUAAAUGCUAAAAUUGCUGCAAAAUUGAGAGAAAAAGAAUAUGAUUCAAAAAGAAAGAAACUAAUAGAUGAUCUUGUUAAAAGAGAAAAUGAAGCAUUAGGAAAACAAAAAAAUACAGUAGAACGCAAUUUCGAGAAAGAACUGGAGCGUUUAAGAAAAGAAAGUUCAUCUCUACUUGCCAAAGAAAGGGCUCGAGUUAAUGAGCUACUUAGACAGCAAGAAACUGAGAAAGAGAAGAUUGGUUCAUUCAAAUUAAAAGUAAAGUGGAAAGAAAAUGGAGUUUAUAAUAAAGAUAAUUUAACAUCAUUGUUCUCUAAGUAUGGUGACGUUAUAACUGUUGUGGUACUGGAAAAUAAAAAAUGUGUUGCUCUUGUUGAGUACAAAUCUAAGACUUCUGCUAUAAACGCCAAAAAAUUGGAAGUUGGUUAUCCACAUAGUCCUCUAAUUGUGAGUUUUCUUGGGGAUUACGGACAAGACACUAAAAAGAGUACUAAUUAUACUUCAGCUUCAAAUGCUAGUACUAACUUUUCAGCUUGUCAAAAUCCAAAUGACAGUCAUGUUGAAAAUACUUCAUCAUCAGCACAAGCUUUUUCGGAUUAUGAAGCAAUGAUACUUGAGAGAUGUCGAAAAGCUAAUAAACCACAACAAGAAAAUAGUAAUUCAAACAAUAUAAAUACAAAAGAACCUUGGGUAUUAUGAAAAGUCUAACAUAUUUGAAUUACAUAGUUAAUAAUUUAAUUUAAUUAUUAUGUUUAUAUGUAAAUAUGUAUAAAUCAUUUUUUUCUACCUUAAAUGACAUCACAAAGUUAAGUAUGUCUACCAGACAAUCAGAAAAAUUAUCUCCAAAAUUUUAAAGAGGUAUUUCUGAAAAAAACAUUAAACUCACUGUAUAAGAAAAAAUAAACGUGGAAUUGUGUAAAUACAAAAAAAAAUUAUUUAUUUACAUGUUAUUAGUUAUUACUUGUUAAAUUCUUGUUAAGUUUUUAGCGUUGUAUUAAAAUAUAAUUUUAACCA